Molecule: messenger RNA, 1041 nt
Organism: Postia placenta MAD-698-R-SB12
Lineage: Eukaryota; Fungi; Basidiomycota; Agaricomycetes; Polyporales; Adustoporiaceae
Exons: 4
Coding region: 1-1041 (346 amino acids)
Source: RefSeq, a predicted model, not a curated record
AUGCAACCCAUCAAUUUUGCUCCUUCUGCGAGGCGCAGGACGAAGCGUCGGCGGACUGAUGGCCCAUCCACGAGCGAUGCGCCUUCAUCCAAGCGGACCAAGAAGGGAAAGGGGCGUGCCGCAGCCCCAGCACGGAAUACACUGCGCGACAGAGCGGACGAGAACAUUGCCGAUGGAACCACCCCUUCGUCGGACGAAGGCGCGGUAGCAUCACCGAAUGCAAAUAGUCGUCCAGUCUUGGCUGUGGAGGAGUCCGAGCCUCAGGUCCCUUAUCAAUGCGGAGUCCCCGGUUGCACCAUGAGAAUUGGACUGGGCAGAGAGGCACCCAGCACUCAUAUCGAGAAGCACCACGAGAUGGCGGCAGAGGUGUCAGCGGGUCAACUGGGUCGCCACAUUCGAGCGGCCCAUGGCCCUUUGACCAUCUGGAGGUGCCCACGAUGCAGGAUGAAGUUUCAAUGGUACUACCGUAAAGACACGGUAGGGCGGCAUGCGGAGAAGUGCAAGGGAGCCAAGGAGGGCCCAGAGUCAAAUGUUUUCGGCCAGCCUCUACCUCGCACGGAUAGUGUUACCGCUCCAGCGACCGCCGAGCCGUCACCAUCGGCGAGCAUCUCAAGUGAACGGCCGCCAUCUGCAGGCCCUUCAACCGCAUCAACGAGCAUUACGGACGUUGAGCAAAGAACACCGGACCCGUUGCGUGUGGUCGCGACCUCACCGAGUCUCACAGCCGUGUCGCUUCAUGUCAGCGAGAACAUACCGACCUCAGGAAUCUCUUCCGUGGCGGAAUCUGCUGAGGCCACCAUCGAGACAUUGGUGUCUACAUCGGCUAUGACGACGCCGAGCACAUCCUCACCAGGCAGGGAAUCGGUUGGCUCUCAGCAGCGUGGACAUGCUGGGUACUGUAUCUCUUGGAACGGCACGGCCAAUAUCACCGACGAUCGUACUUUCCUUUUGGCUGACGCACAGGCGUCUACUGCGGUUGAAGCUCGAGGUGCCCACGAUGUAAAGCCAAAUUCCAGUGGUACCACCGUAAAGACACGGUAG